This is a messenger RNA of Cyprinodon variegatus (sheepshead minnow), 2748 nucleotides long. It is a transcript of the gene fsbp, whose product is annotated as fibrinogen silencer binding protein. The transcript is spliced from 2 exons. The record is from RefSeq and is a predicted model, not a curated record. NCBI's taxonomy places the organism in Eukaryota, Metazoa, Chordata, Actinopteri, Cyprinodontiformes, Cyprinodontidae. The coding region runs from base 733 to 1692 and encodes 319 amino acids.
GUGUUGGUGGAUGUGAGCGUGCUGGCGCGCUGCCUCUCCGCGCAUGCGCAGAUUAUUAUCACCCCUCCCCCCUCCUCUCCCGUAGUUAAGCCAGCACUAUUCUAAAUCUUCCCUAUCCUUGGUUAAAAAAAAAUAAAAAAAACAGCACCUAGCCCCGGAGCGGCCUCUAAAUGCUGCGUUUAAAACGCGCCUCUCUGUCUAUGAGGGAAACCCUCCUACAGCUGCUGUCCUCUCCAUCUAAAGCAGCCCAAUGAGCUGCCUCCUGCUGCUGUGCUUGGUUUGGGGUUUACACAGACCGAGCUGAAAGUAGGUCGGGCUGGGCUUAAGCGGCUUAACUACGUCAGCCUAAGCUGAGAGGAAUUCAUCCAAAGCCCUCUGCUGGUAGGCGGGGGCCUAAAUGAGGCUGGCCUAGUUAAGCCUGAUUCUUAUUGUGAGAAGCAGAGCCAGUUUUUAUUGUGCAACGUAGCUGUGAGAGAGAACCCAGGACCAGAUUGUGAAUCCAUGCCCUUGUUAGGCAAAAGCUUAGGGUUAAUUCUUUUUUUCUUUAAGCAGAAGAGAAGGGAAUUGAGACAUGAAUGAGUGUUAGGCCAGUGUGUGAUUGGGGGACCAAGGGGGAAAGGACAAGUCCAGCAGAGUGGGGAGCCACAGUUCUGAGGUUGGUCUCAGAAAGAGGGAAGACAUUUUUUUUUCUGAAGGCCAGAUUUGGUCCAUCUCAGUCUGCUAUGCUGUAAGAUGGCCUCCAACUCCGUGUUCAUAUCCAGCAUGGUGGGUAAAGCUCGCUCUUCCAACUUCACCCUCUCUGAGAAGCUGGACCUGUUAAAGCUGGUCCGGCCUCACAUCCGCAUCCUGGAGGAGCACACCAACAAGCACGCCGUCAUCGUGGACAAGAACAAGUGCUGGGACAACGUGGCUGAGCAGUACAAUGCUUUGGGAGGGGACAGACCCCUCCGCACCGCCCAGGGCCUCAGGACCCUCUACAAGAGGCUGAAGGAGUCAGCCAAGCAGGAAGUGAUGCAGCGGAGACACGCCCAGCCCGAGUAUAGAGGCAGCAUCUCUGAGCCGACCAGGAGGAUUAUGGAGAUGAUCCCUCACUUGUUUCACCAUGUGCCCAUCCAUGAAAAGGACCAGGCACUGCGCAGGUUGAUAUAUAACAAGCACACUUCUGUUGAGCAUCCUGGCAGCAGCUCCUCUCUGGCUGGACUCCAGGAUUAUUCAGCACCUGUACCAAGUAUUACGCAUGAGGUGGUCCAGCUCGACCCUGAAGAGGAUGUGAAACCCCCGCCGGACCUCCCCGUCGUCACCCCGCACUCGGGUCCAUUGUUGGAUGGAUUUCAAGAGCAAGAGACGGAGCAGGACCUGGCAAGCACCCACAAUUACGAGGCAUCCCUGUCUCCCACUUCUUCCUCUGUUAACAUUGCGCUCUCUGCCUCGCCAAUGCCCUUGAGCCAGGACUUCUACGCUAACGACGUCUACCCUCGCCACGAGGCGGAUAGGUUUCGCCCUCUGCACCUGGCCAAAGAGGAGCACGAGCUGGUGUUGGCCAAUCACAGGAAGGUUGCUCUGUACCUAGAGGAGAAGAGAGAAGGUCUGAAGAGGAAGCAGGAGCUGGAGGAGGAGCUUUUAAGAGCCAAAAUCAAGGUGGAGAAACUAAAAGCUGCCCGGCUGAGACACGGGCUGCCAAUACCUCUAUAACAAGUAGCUACAUGCACUCAUUGAGCUUUGGAAAUAUGUUCUCACCCUUCGAACCCCCCCCCUUCCUCCCCAGUUCUAUAAUCUUCACUGGAUUUUAUUGUGACAUUAUGGGAUUAACACAAAGUAGUAUUAAAAAACAAAACAUGAUCAAAACUUCAACGUAUGUUUAAAUUGAAUCUUUACUCUGAUAGUCGCCAAUCCACUCAGUUUCACGUUGUUCAAUCUUCCCUUAAAAUACACUUAACCUAGAGGAUGUAACAUGACUAAAUGUAAAAAAAAAAAAAAAAAAAAGUUAUUUUAGUCUAAAUGUUUUAGCCAGAUGCUGAAUGUGUGCGGCAGGGUUUGAAUACUUUCGAUGAAAGCUUGAAGGCGUUUUGGAAACGUAGUGCCUCAUACAUUCCCACAACCCCUGGUUCUCCUUCUACCCCAGCAGGUUAAUCAGCCACCAGUUUACCAGUGAUGCUCAUCAGUGUUCAAACGCCGUUAUUGUUAACCUGUAAACGUGGCGACAAGACUUGAUAUCUUUCACGCUGUGAUUGCAUGAAGGGGAAAAGUAUUUCUUCCUCUGCAACUGAAAUGUAGCUUUUUGGGUUUUUCUAUGGAUAGUGUUCAGUUUUUAUUAUCCAAGGUUAGGAUUGCAGUAAGAAUAUAAGUGCUAGUAGUAAAACCAUCUGUACUAAUAUUAGUUGGAAAUAAAGAAAAUGACAGGCCCUGUUCAUGUGGCGUUUGAGCAAAAUAUGAAGGAACAUAAAAGGGGCUUAUUUUGUAGCUACUUGGAAAACUUGUAUUGCUUUGAAAAAAUGUAUUUUUUUUAUUAUAAUUGUUUCGUAAGAUACACUUGGAAAAGCCUUAACAUGGUCUGAUAUUAAAAUAAGUUAAAGAAAAAACAACAGUCUGAGAUAACGGCUGUUUUUUUGUUUUUUUAGAAAAGGGAUAAGUGUGUUUUUAUAUAUGUUCCACUUUAAUGUGAAUUUGUUGCUGGUUGUCUUGUAAUGUUUGCAUUGAAGUUUGUCCUCAUGUUCAUUGGUUGUUUUUAUUAAAGGGCAUUGAUCUCUU